Acanthaster planci (crown-of-thorns starfish) is the source of this 3195-nucleotide messenger RNA. RefSeq names its product phosphorylase kinase regulatory subunit beta (gene phkb). Lineage: Eukaryota; Metazoa; Echinodermata; Asteroidea; Valvatida; Acanthasteridae. Gene Ontology annotation, cellular component: phosphorylase kinase complex. Gene Ontology annotation, molecular function: calmodulin binding. Gene Ontology annotation, biological process: glycogen metabolic process. The record is from RefSeq and is a predicted model, not a curated record.
AAUUAACAAGCAUAUACGUGCGUGUUUUGCUUGGGCAUGGAUUCGCCUGAGUGCUUGUAAUAGUGACUGGCUUGUGAUGGUGAAUUGACUACAGCAAAUUCAGCUCUCACUCAUGAAUAUGAAUGAGAUGUAAUAAUAGCCAGUAGCAAACACUCACUACUGAGUUAAUCAUCCCUUGAAAGACUCAGCCCACAAAAAACACUCAAGGUAUCUUUUUAUCUCAGUAAUUACAAUUCCAAUCAUGACUCUGUUGCAGCCUAUUCACAGUCUGUCUCCACACUCUCUGAGGAAGUUACUGUGUCAGGUACUGGAGACAAACAUCACCUCGGCCAGCCACUGUCGCACUUGGCUCCAGCAGCGUCAGUUCAGUGGUUCCCUUAACCGUACUCCACCCCAUUUCUAUGACAAAGUGUGGGACAUCAUGGAAUGCACGCCCAAUGGCAUCACCAUAGCGGACUACUUCCUGCCCCAGCAGCCCACUUUGUCUGACAUGACCCGGACUGACCUGAACUUUGCCCUCCGCAUCGAGGAGAUGUUCAGCCGCAUUGCACACCCGGAAUACAGGCAGCUCAUGGUGGAGCUAAUGACGGUGAUAUCCACCAUCUUGAAAAGAAAUCCAGAGUUGGAAUUCCAGAACACUGUCAAUACAGAUGCUCUUAUUAAGGAGACGCUCACUCUAUUCAAGGAGCACCAUGCCAGCCAGGGCAAGUCAUGUGACAUGCAGGAUUUUUACAAUACACCGCCUGUGGGGACUCACGGCACCAUGAGUUUCUUGGCCAAGAUCAUCGUCAACCAUCUAUUGGAUGAGAGCAUGGACACCUCUAUGGAUGACUGCACGAUCAGCUGAGGCAAGAUUUAGUCAAUCAAGGUGGAUCUUUGGUGCGAGUGAGGGGGACAUCACCACUGGAGGCUCACCAGCUUCAGCCAGAAUGAGAGAAUUUGUGACGUGUACAUAGUAAUCAGUUAUAAAGCAUCAAAGCCCUUUAAUACAUGGCAUUGUCUGGUGAAUAAAUAGGGCAUGUGGGUGGUAAUAUUGAUUAAGUCAAUGAUGCAUUUAAUGUAAAAAAAAAAAAAACCAAUCAAUAAGGUGGAUUCCUUUCCUUGCCAUGGUGACAUGUCGAAAAAAUGAAUCUGGUGCUUGUCCCAAAUUUAGAUGUUUGGGUUUCAUUGUCCAACUGUUUUUGUCUUUGUAAAAGCAACUCACCGUACUCUUUGCCCCUUGGAGAAGGUCAUUUUAUGUGCAGAUUAAGAAGAGGUGGUACUCUCAACAAAAAACAAUAAUGCAUGAUAAAUGGAGUCACUACAGAACUGUAUACAUUGUGUAGACUGGUCUGGAGCCCUUUGCCUUGGUGCUUGAUUGUAGGAAUGUUUGAGCAGUUUGGGUGCAAUAAAGCUAACUCUUUAGAGAAUUAAAACUGUUGGAAAUAAAAUUUCAUUUAUCCUGAAUUCUGAGGUUAUUGGGCUGGAAACCUACUGGGUGCUUAUAAAAUGAUUUCUAUGUUCAGCCUUCAAGUUGAAGACAAAUUCGGUGUGCUUAAGAAAUUUUCAAGGGGCAAAAAGGUGACCGUUUCCACCAUCCUCACAAUCACACAAAAUCUUUCAGAACGCAGUGAAUUUCAGAAAAUUGUGGAAAUUCAAUCAGGUUAGUAAUUUUUCAGAAAAGUUAUCGUGCUUUCUUAAGGAGUGUCCGCAGUUUUCAGAAACAUAUGAGGAUCAAAGUGUUUUUCUACGUGAAGAGCAAGAGAAGAUGUUGCAGGAGCUUUGCUAGGAUAUGGACAAAAAGAGAUGUGUUUGUCUCAGUGCCUUUGGGAGUUGAGACAAUGGUGUAUUUGGUCUAACAGGAAGUAUUUCUUUCAUUGGAAUAUGAAUUAGAUGUUGAUAGUAUACAGUGUGUGUGAAAUGUAUGAUUUAAAUGUAUGAUAGAAAUAAUGUAUAUUUAUAACAAAUGCUGAUUGUUAAAGUUUCAUAUAUUUAAGUUAGUAGCAUCUAUAGCAAUACAUGUGUCAUUACAUAGAUAAUUAUUCUGAUGUCCCUUUAACUGUCAACAUACCAGCCUUGCAAACCAACCAUGUCAGUCACAAGCAAAAUGACAAGAACCACAGGUUGUCACUUUUCAUUAGGCAGGAUGAUUUGUGAUUGGCUCAUGUUUGACUAGUUUACCGUCAGAGUUCUCUCUACUUUAGUAAAACCCAAAUUCAAUGUGAUCAGUACAACAGGCAGUGUUUCCAUUGUACCCAAUGCUGAUUCUCACUAGUCAUUCACGGACAAGUUAUUCCCAUCUCAAGUGGGCUCACAAGCUGUUCAUCCAUAGGAAUAUUUAUUUCGACAUGUUCAUCCAGCAGGGCAUUUAGCAUGUGACAGUUAAGAAGAUAAAGAAGACAUGUUCAGUUUUAGAGGUGGGAGAAAAAGCCCAAUAGAUAUUCUGGGGGAACCCACAGAGUCAGACAGGGACUGAAAACCCAUUCCAUAUGCAGACCUAGGUGUGAUUCGAACCCGGGCCACAAAUGUGGAAGGCGAAAAAAGAGCCCCUGCAAUCACAUGACUCCCUCAAAUGAACUGUGGCAAAGACACUCCUCUGUCAUUGUUCGUAGCCUGUAUGCUUAUGACCAGACUCUCGAAUUGCCUUGUAAUUUACUUUUGGCUGGAGUAUUGAUGAAGGCUUCAGCGACAACACCGACAGUGGUAUAGGUCUUGCAUGGCAGAAAGUGUCCAUUGUAUAACAGUGACGUGCACGGGUGAAUCAAGGUGGCAUCCAAAAAUUUUAAAAGGAGAGAGAGGAAAAAGUGAUUUUGAAGGGUCGAUUUUUAUCUGCUUUCGUUUCAAAAGCAUCUAAAAAGUCCGACAAUGUCAUCUCACCCCCUAGAUAGGCCAUAAAAGGUUACAUGACAAAAUUUCCAAAUUUUUGGUCCCCCAAAAUAAGCCCCCCCCAUGCCCUAGAUUAUGUACAAGCUAUGGAAUGUUGUACUCAUGUAUCUCCAUAUGGAGCCUUAUUGUAAAAAUGAGCAUUGAAUUCGGUGUACUAUGUUUUGCGAAGUGCAGCCAGAAAGAACACCUUGACAGCAUUCAAGUAGUGGUAUUUAUGAAUAAUGGCUCCCUCUUCGGCGAACAGCGAAACCAAAGUUUGGAAAAUUAACAACUAAAAAUGUUUAAUGAAACCAUUGGUGUGAUUUUUGUGAGUUUAUUCCUGUGUUUGAA